UGUCUUUAUAUUUAGGUAAAAUACAGUACCUACCUACAAUUAUUUCAAAGUUAUUAUUCCUAAUACCUAUUCCUGUUGUCAUAAUAUUAUGAGGAAGAUACUCUAAAUAGAAAAUAAUCAAAAUGACACAGGAAAAUCGGACACAAAGGCCGGGAGAAGCAGCCUUACAGAAUAUGCAAUUGCUUAAGAAAGAGAGUUCCGUUUUUAAAGUUCCCAAAGUGCCCCCCAAGAAGAAAACGACAAAACAAUCUAAUAUUUUAGAUGAAGAAGUGUAUGUAGAGGGCAUAGCAAGGAUAAUUCAAAGAGAUUUCUUUCCUGAUUUAGAGAAAUUAAAAGCACAGAAUGAUUAUUUAGAGGCAACAGAGAAUAAAGACUAUGCAAGGCUAAGAGAAAUAGCGCGAAAAUACAGUGGAAAUAGACCACCCACAGAACCAUAUAAUACACCGGCAACAUUUGACACUCCAACUGUGGGCACACCCUACUCACCAUCCAAUGUAGAAUCCCCAGCUAUUUCAGCAAAGUCCACUCAUGGUGAUACAGAAAAACCAAAGGAUAUACUAGAAAAAUAUACAUUGGAUUCGUUUCUUGCAAUGCACACUAGUGAGGACAAUGCAAGCUAUGAUCGUGUGAUUGCACUUGAAGAUAAGAAACGCUCGUCAAAAUUCGCUUCCCAGAUGCAGGCAGAAGUGACGUCAGCGGCUCUCGCGGACGCAGCUCUCGCCUUGCCGUCUAUAGAGCAGCAAGCCGACCAGAGUGAGAGGCCGCAAGAGCUGGACACGUGGCGGUACCGCGCCAAGAACUUCAUAAUGUACGUGCCGGAGGGGCGCGCGGCGGAGGGGGCGCGCGCGGCCGCGCUGCAGCACCGCAACACGCGCCUGCACCGCCUGCCCUUCGACCCCGCAAGGGACAAGGAGGCCAUCAGCGCGCUGGCCAGGAACCAGGACGCCGCCGUGAAGGGGAAGAUAGGAGUGGACGGUGUCAGCAUAGUAUCAGAUAAGGCCACAGCCGAGUACUCGUUCGUGGCGACCCCCUCGCCCCGCCCGGGGGACGGACCCGAUCGGUCCCCACUGAUGACAUGGGGGGAGAUCGAGGGAACCCCCUUUAGACUGGACGGUGGAGAUACACCUCUACCAGCAGCUGGCGCGGGCGCUGCGUACCGCAUGCUGGAGUGCGGCGCGCGCGAGCGGCUCGCCCUGCAGCUCACGGAGCGCGGCGCGCGCACCCGCCGCACGCCCACCCCGCGCGCGUCGCCGCACAGUUUUAGAACGAACACUGAAAGACUAGCAAGCAUGUCGCCGGCAGCCAGGAAAUUAGCGGCAAAGCAUUUACUCUCCCCGCGUCUGAAACUUACACCUAAUGAUGUGGGGAUUCUCUCACACGCAACUCCCAAACGGACUCUGACACCGAGGACACCUCUCGUCACGACGCCGAGUGCAACGACUUCCUCUAAAAAUGUGUCAUCCACUCCAUCAACGUCUGCAAGUGACAGUAUCGCUGUUACGACGGAUAAAAAUAUCACAGAUAAUCUAUUACAAAUCAACGUAGCGAAGAGGACAAGAUUAAAAGCUCAGGAUUUCUUUAAUUAAGUGUAGCUUAUAGGAAAUACAUUAAUUAUGCACUA
Messenger RNA from Nymphalis io (European peacock), 1621 nucleotides. It is a transcript of the gene Es2, whose product is annotated as splicing factor ESS-2 homolog. NCBI's taxonomy places the organism in Eukaryota, Metazoa, Arthropoda, Insecta, Lepidoptera, Nymphalidae. The record is from RefSeq and is a predicted model, not a curated record. Gene Ontology annotation, cellular component: catalytic step 2 spliceosome. The transcript is spliced from 8 exons. Bases 123 to 1586 code for a protein of 487 amino acids.